AUGUCAUUCAAUCCUCUUUCUGCAAUUCUCAAAGAAAACAAACUCGAGGGCCAAAAUUACAUAGAAUGGAAACAAAAUUUGGACAUCGUUCUUACAGCUGAAGAGUACAACUUUGUGCCCCGCGACCUCCAUGCACAUAGAAAGUGGCAUAAGGCGAAUGAGAUGGCUAAGUGCUACAUGUUGGCAUCUAUGUCUUCAGUACUCAAGCAUCAGCAUUCUGCCAUGGAAACUGCCACUGAAAUUAUGCAGAAUCUCAAGAAUCUUUUUGGUACUCAGAAUCGAACGGCUAAGUCUCAAACCUUUCGGAGUAUCAUGUCGAAGACAAUGAAGGAAGGCUCGUCUGUGAGGGACCAUGUCCUCGAGAUGAUGGGCCACCUCAACCAGAUUGAGGUGUUAGGAGGGACGAUCGAUCCCGAGUCCCAGGUAACAAUCAUCCUUCAAAGUCUUCCCCCUAGCUUCCAGCAGUUCAAGCUCAACUUUGAGAUGAACAAAAUGAAUUACACCUUGGCAGAACUAUUGACUGAACUUCAGUCAGCAGAGGACCUUAUGGUC
Molecule: messenger RNA, 552 nt
Organism: Salvia splendens (bonfire salvia)
Lineage: Eukaryota; Viridiplantae; Streptophyta; Magnoliopsida; Lamiales; Lamiaceae
Exons: 2
Source: RefSeq, a predicted model, not a curated record